This is a messenger RNA of Enterobius vermicularis (human pinworm), 585 nucleotides long. The record is from the annotation of a GenBank genome assembly. NCBI's taxonomy places the organism in Eukaryota, Metazoa, Nematoda, Chromadorea, Rhabditida, Oxyuridae.
AUGGAAACACAAGGAAAACUGGAAAUAGAGUCCACCACACAGGGAUAUGAGGUAGACUUUGAGUUAGAUCCCAACCAGCAGAGAGUGAUGGAGGAAUUAAGAAAGGGAAACACGAUGGUGUUCGCGCAGGCACCGGCAGGCACGGGAAAAACUUAUGUUGUCGCAGCUUACGUUAGUGAACUAUACAGGAAAAUCCGGGCACUGCAGGAUCGGGAACUUAUCGUGAUAACCGCCCCAACAAAUUUGGCGGUACAGAACGUAAUUAAGCGUAUAUGUCAGUUCGAACCCACGAUACCAGUCGGAGAAAUGCUUUUGCUCCAGUCGGCUGUAGCAGAGAAGCUCUACCCAGGAGAGCCGUCAGAAGAAUGGCAACGAUAUAAAUUAGCAAACACACUAAAAUUCUACCAAAAGGAAGAAAUUCCAGAAGCACUGUGUUCUCUGGCGACUCGAUACAUCGAACAACGUGCAAAGAGAGACGGACGGAAAUACAAGGAGGGCAGAGUACUAAUGUUAGCCUUAAAGAUCAAGAAACCUACAAUUGUUCUAGGUACGGAACCAAUGAUAACCAACUUCCUGAUGCAAUGA